This is a messenger RNA of Meloidogyne enterolobii, 216 nucleotides long. The record is from the annotation of a GenBank genome assembly. Lineage: Eukaryota; Metazoa; Nematoda; Chromadorea; Rhabditida; Meloidogynidae.
AUGAAGCUUUCAAUAUUUUUGCUUUUUUGCUUAUUUUUUAAACUUGAUCUUGUUAAUUUAACUGAAAGAGGUGAUGGAAAGGAUGGACAACAUAAUUUCAAUCCUUCACGAUACCGUGAUGGCGAAACAAGCGAAACAGAAACUAGUCAACAAAUGAAUGUAGGAGAAGUGUUGAUGGAAAACCUGGGGUUAAUAGAAAUAAUUUAUUUUAAUUAA